UUCUCCCCCUUGUUGUCUUCCUUACCCUCUUCCUUCCUUCAAUCGAAUAGCGCUAUAGCACCAACCAACUUCCCCUUGCUCUCUCGCCGCCGAUCAACCACCAUGUCUGACCGCUCCUCCGCCGCUCGCCUCCACAUCUCCACCGCACCUCCUCCCUUCCAGAUCUCCAAAGAUUUCCAAGGCUCUGACAAUCCGAUUCCACUUUCCCCGCAGUGGCUUCAGCCGAAGCCAGGGGAGAAUAAACCUGGAACAGGAAAUGUGGAAAACCAUGUGUUCUCUACUCCGGCAUAUGACAAUCCCUCUGAGACUGUUAAGACAUCUGGAAUUGGAGAGGAUGUCCCUGAUGGCCAUAAGAGAAAGGAUGUCUUUAGGCCAUCCGUGCUUGACUCUGAAAAUGGGCGCCGUGACCGUUGGCGGGAUGAAGAAAGAGACACUAAGUCCUCCAUGCGCAACGAUCGUUGGAGGGAUGGAGACAAGGACCAAGGUGAUGCUCGGAAAGUGGACCGAUGGGCAGAAAACCCAUCCGCAAGGCACUUUGGAGAAACACGUCGUGGUACACCUGAUAGAUGGAAUGAUUCAGGUAAUAGAGACAUGAACACUGAUCAGAAGCGUGAGAGUAAGUGGAACACGCGCUGGGGUCCAGAUGAUAAGGAGCUUGAAGCUCAUCGUGAAAAAUGGAAUGACUCUGGUAAAAAUGGUGAUCAGAGCAUGGACAAAGGUUUGUCUCACAUUUCCUAUCCUAGCAAGGAUGAAAAGGAAGGGGAUCAUUAUCGGCCAUGGAGGUCUAACUCCUCACUAAGCCGUGGAAGGGUAGAGUCUCCCCAUAACCAGAAUGUGACACCUAACAAACAAGGGCCUGCAUUUUACUCUGGGAGGGGCCGUGGGGAGGAUACACCUCCUGUCAAUACUCUCGGACGUGCUCGGCUUGGCUCUGGUGGUAGCUCUAUAAAUAGCACCUAUAUGCAUUCUCAAUACCCUGGAACUGUAUUGGAUAAAUUUGAAAGUGAGCAUGGAGAAGCUCGUCCCUUUAGAUACACUAGGACUAAUAUGCUUGAUGUGUAUAGAGUGACUGAUGUGCAUACAGAUAGAAAACUAGUGGAUGAUUUUCUGCAGGUACCUCCUCUUACGCAGGAUGAACUGGUGGAGCCUCUAGCUCUUUGUGAACCAAAUUCUGAGGAACUGUCUGUCUUAAUGGGCAUUGACAAAGGGGAAAUAUUGAGCAGCAGUGCACCUCAGGUGUCAAAGGAUGGACGGAACUCAACAGAAUAUCCACAUUCUAGACGAAUGAAGCUUGGAAAUGCAUCUGUGCAAGAUAGAGGUGAAGAUGGAGGUUCUUACAAAGUAGCUGAUGAGGUGCCAAGUAAUAGAGAAUCAACCUUUGAAGAAAAUAAUUCUGUUCAUCCUCCUGCUGCAUGGCGUGCCACACCCCUGGGUGCACAUGCAAGCAAUCUCAUGCAUGAUAGCAGAAAUGUGCUUGGUGAUGUCAGGCCAAGAAACUCAGAUGUGAGCUGGUCGCAGCAGCCAAAAGAUCCUCGUUCUCAGUGGGACAAUAAUUUGGAAUACUUAUCUAGUGAAAAUUCCUUUGUUAAGAGGCAACUAACUGGCGUUUUGGACAGUGAACUUGAAACCAGGAGAGUUCCACAGACUUCUCCAGAGGAGUUAUCCCUUUUUUAUAGAGAUCCUCAGGGUCGAGUUCAGGGCCCAUUCAAAGGAAUUGAUAUUAUUGGAUGGUUAGAGGCUGGGUAUUUUGGUAUUGAUUUACCAGUUCGUCUGGAAAGUGCAGCUCCUGACUCACCAUGGUUGCAACUUGGUGAUGCCAUGCCCCAUUUACGAGCUAAAGGUGGACCGCCACCUGGGUUUUCUUCAACAAAAGUUGAUUCUACAGAGGCACCUGGUUGGCAAAAUUCCAGUAUCUUCGGAAACAUUAAUUCUGGUUUGAGUGAGGCUGGGAUGUUGAGAAAUGAUUCCAUACAUAGACAGAGUUCUGGUACAGAAGCUGAAAAUAGGUUUUUGGAGUCACUCAUGUCUGGUAGCAAGAGCAGUCCCACACUUGAAAGUCUGACAUUGCCAGAAGGUUUACAAGGAUUUAUGGGAAAUAAUUCUGGUAAUAUGGGCCCGUCAGGAGUUGAUGGUGGAAGCGAUCCUUACUUGCUGGCCAAAAGGCUGGCACUUGAACGACAGAGGUCCUUACCCAAUCCUUAUCCAUAUUGGCCAGGGGUAGAAGCUCCAUCUCUUCCGCCGAAAUCAGACAUUGUUCCAGAUGCAUCACAACAUUCAAAACUCUUGCCUUCGUUGAGUGACAAUUCUCGUCAGUUUCAGUCCCAAAAUUCUGAGUUGUUCUCAAUCAUCCAAGGAUUAUCCGACAGGGCAUCCACUGGUUUGAAUAAUGGUGUUCCUGGAUGGACAAAUUAUCCCAUACAAGGUGGAUUGAAUCCCUUUCAGAAUAAGAUUGACUUGCAUCAUGAUCAGAAUUUUCUUCAAAUGCCAUUUGGAAUUCAUCAACAAAGGUUGCAAGCACCAAACCAAUUGCCUUUAAAUAACUUCAUUUCACAAACUGCAGAUAAUCCAUCUAGCAUUUUGGCAGCAGAGAAAUUACUUUCUUCCGGUUUAUCGCAAGAUCCCCAAAUGGUAAAUAUGUUGCAACAGCAAUACUUGCUGCAGUUGCAUUCUCAGGCAACUGCUCCUACGCAGCAGAUGCCUAUGUUAGAUAAACUUCUAUUACUGAAGCAGCAACAGCAGCAGGAGGAGCAACAGUUGUUACUACGUCAACAACAGCAACUGCUUUCUCAAGUGCUUCAAGACCAUCAGUCUCACCAGCGCCUUGGCAAUUUAUCUUAUGGACAGCUGCAGGGAGGUGGAAUACCAGGGGGGAAUUUGCAUGGGAUUUCUUCUCAAUUUCAACCACCUCAACAAAUUUUUCCGAUGAGCUCUCAGACUCCGAUUCACAAUGUGCAUGAUGAGCGUAAUAAUGGUUCUUUGAAUUCACCUCUGCAAGUAAGUCAGGACACUGGCUAUAAUAUAAACAGCGAAUCUUCUGUGCAGCUGCAACACCAAUUAUUCGGCAAUCAUCAGAAUAACUGGGUCCCUGCUAUUCCUGAGCAAAUUAAUGAAAAGUACCAGGAAACAUUGCCUGCAUCAGCUUCUGUUGAAAGUUCCCUAUUGCAUGAGCAGAAUAGAACAGAAGAGGAACCUGACAUUGCACAGAAACCUCUUUCUGUUUUUGACUGUGCUGCUAAAUCUGCAGAGCAGAUGCCAGACAACAAUUGUACGUCUGGUAGUACUCUUGUGAGUACAAUUUCUGAGUCUGGUGAGCAUUCUCAGGCUGUGCAAUGUGCUGAACCUGCGGUUGCUGUGUCUGCUGCUGAAUAUUGUGAGAUUCAGUUACCACUAGCAAGUCAUCUUGGUAAGGAUGCGGGGAUCAAUUCUGAUAGUAUUGAAGAGCAGCAGGCUGGAAGAGACAGCUCAAAUGUUGAGCCCCCUGUAGUGGAUGUAAAAAAUGUUGAAGCACUUGUACCUAAGAAGGCUAAUGAAAAAAAAUCUAAGAAGCAAAAAUCUUCCAAAUCCCAGUCUUCCGAUCAAACAAAGGGAUUGCUAAAAAAUGUGACUCUGCAGCAGCCAAAGAAGUCAGAAGCUGAAAAUGCAAAUUAUAGUGAAAGCAAUUUAAAGGAAGUCGGCAAGGUUGAAGCAGCUAAGGGAACAAGAAGUAAAGAUAGUCAAUCUGGAGUUGCUACCUCUGAGGCAGCUGAUCAUCAAGUAGUUGGUGGUCUCCCUGCUAAUAUUUCACGAAGCAUCACUGAAACUGUCAUUGAGAGUGAUCUGAAGGCAGGAAGUUCUUUUGCCACACAUAAUAAUGAAUUACCUUCAGGGAGAGCUUGGAAACCUGCUCCUGGUUUCAAGGCGAAGUCUUUAUUAGAAAUUCAACAGGAAGAGCAAAAAAAGGCACAGAUGGAGAUGCCUGUUGCCGAGGUUACUGCUUCUGUCAAUUCCCUGAAUUUGACAACUCCCUGGGUUGGCGGUGUGGCUAAUCCAGACUCUUCAAAGGUUUCUGUUGAAACUUACAGAGAAUAUCUGGCUAAACCUGAAACUCCUCAAAAUAGCAAAAGCAAGAAAAGCCAAUUACAUGAUCUAUUGGCAGAAGAUGUAAAAAAAUCUAGUGAAAGAGAUGGUGAGGUUCCAGACAUUUUACUGUCCUCACAAUAUAUAGCUGUCCAUUCAGAACCAAUAGAUGAAGGAGACUUCAUUGAAGCUAAAGACACUAAAAGAAGCCGGAAAAAGUCUUCAAAAUCAAAGGGUUCAGGGUCUAAGGUCUCACUGCCAGUUGCUGCUUCUAAAGUGCCGAUAAGUUCAAGUCCCAUUGAAAAGGGAAAAAGCUCCCGCAAUUUGCUGCAGGAGAAAGAACAACUGCCUGCCAUACCUUCUGGACCCUCUCUUGGAGAUUUUGUUCUAUGGAAAGGAGAACCAACAAGCCCAUCUCCUUCUCCUGCAUGGAGUACUGAUUCUGCUAAGAUUUCUAAACCCUUGUCAUUAAGGGACAUUCUAAAGGAGCAGGAGAAAAAGUCUUCUUCUGCAGUCCCCCCAAGCCAAGUGUCUACCCUUCAGAAAAUACAGCCUGCCCAAGCUGCUCGGAGUAGUGGUCCUUCAUGGACAGUUUCAGCUUCAUCUCCGUCGAAAGCUGCACCUUCUGGCCAGAUAAACUCCCAAGCUUCUCAAUCAAAACACAAAGGGGAUGAUGACUUAUUCUGGGGUCCAGUUGAGCAAUCCAAGCUAGAAAAUAAGCAGUCAGGUUUCCCUCAACUUGCAAGCCAGGGGAGCUGGGGUUCCAAGAAUGUUCCUGUGAAAGGUAAUUCACCGGGACCACUAAAUCGACAAAAAUCAGGGAGUAGUAAACUAACAGAGCAGUCUCUAUCAGCAUCACCUGCCUCUUCUCAAUCAUUGCUGAAAUCAAAAAAAGAUGCCAUGACUAAGAAUUCUGAAGCCAUGGACUUCAGAGUUUGGUGUGAGAAUGAGUGUGUCAGGCUUAUUGGGACGAAAGAUACAAGUUUCCUUGAGUUUUGCUUGAAGCAAUCCAGAUCUGAAGCGGAGAUGUUUCUGAUAGAAAACCUCGGAACAUAUGAUCCUGAUCAUGAAUUCAUUGAAAAAUUCCUCAACUACAUGGAGUUACUACCACCAGAUGUUUUGAAAAUCGCUUUUCAGACACAGAAUGAUGGAGAAGUAGCUGGAGGCAUGAUAUCUGGAAAUGCAGAUUUACGCGCUAUGGGACACACUGAGGUAUCUGUGUCAAAAGGUGGAAAGAAGGGUAAGAAAGGGAAAAAGGUUAGUGCUGCAGUUUUGGGAUUCAAUGUCGUAAGUAACCGGAUCAUGAUGGGUGAGAUCCAGACAGUAGAAGACUAAUAUUAACAUAGGUUGUUGUGGAACAUGUACAUGUGUUUUGGCUGUAAUUUGUAAAUCAACUCUUUUAGGAUUUUUUGUUUUUUGUUUUUUUAACACAGCAGAAGCAUUAAUUGGAUCUCUGCUGAAGCAAUUUUGUCAUCUUAAUUUAGCAUUGUUGGAUGUUUAAUUAUGAUGAGAUAGAUGUAAUCCAAAUCAGGCUUAACUUAUUACCACUCCUUUGAUUUUCUUCA
This is a messenger RNA of Lotus japonicus, 5621 nucleotides long. Its product is annotated as protein ESSENTIAL FOR POTEXVIRUS ACCUMULATION 1-like. Bases 103 to 5391 code for a protein of 1762 amino acids. Gene Ontology annotation, molecular function: protein binding. The record is from RefSeq and is a predicted model, not a curated record. The transcript is spliced from 9 exons. Lineage: Eukaryota; Viridiplantae; Streptophyta; Magnoliopsida; Fabales; Fabaceae.